CAGGGCUCCGGCCAUGGGACCCACCGCGGCUCUGCCGGUGCCGGGGGCGCUGAAUGGGCGCGGCGGCUCCGCACAGGUACCGAAUAAAGGCUGGAAAUCACCGGCCGUGCUGGGGCUGCCCCGGCGCCGUCCACCCGGUCCUGCAGUCGCCUGCACUGGGGUCACAGCCCCCGAGCAGCCCCAGCCGGGGAACAACCUGGGAAUGGUCAUCUCGGCACUUCCCGAACCGCCUCGUGCCCUGGGACCACCUUGGAGAGACCCUGCCCCUCUCAGGAACAGCAGUGGGGGCUCCACGGCCUGAAACAGCGAUGGGGACUUGUUUGGAUCCUCCACACACUGGCCACAUGAGCCUCACAACGCUGUGGCUGGGCUGCAGAACCCAACAAGCUCAGGAUGAGGUAGCUUCCACCUGCUGCUGCCAGCAAGAACCUGCUUCCAAGGACACCCCCAGUGGGCUCCCCAAGGAUGACUGCGUUCCCAUUCCAAUGCCAGCUGCACUGCUCUUUCCGGGGAAAAUGCCUAUAGUGAAUCUCUAAGUUACACCCUCUACACUCACUUGGUUUCUAUCGAUAAUAAUUCCUCAUACCUUCCUCACAAGGCAUCUUCAUCAGUUUAAUCUUCUACCUGUUGGGCACUGUUCCCCCUCAUUAUUUCAAAGGUGAGAGUGAGGAACUUUGCAAUUGACCUUCACUGAGCUCCACUCACAAUAUCUCUCACUCCUUUGCCAGCAAGGAGAAAGAUUAAAGAAAGAAAAAAAAAAAAAAAGUGUGUUAUGAUCUAUGGAAGGCCAGAAAAUGGCCUGAAGAGACGUAUUUUGGAUUAGCUCUGGUUAUGUAAAACCAAAGUCAAUUAGGAUUUCCUCAAGAAAAAAAAAAUUAAAGGAUGAGAUUAUUAAAGUUAUUUAAAUAGUCUUAUUAAGGUCUGCUCCUCAAGGUUUUAGCUUUGGCACUUCUCUGAGCAAUGUGAAACGCAGACUGUGAGUAAUUGUGAUGGACUGCACAGAAGAGGACUUGGAGGAUGAUUUCAUUCCCCCCUCCAAAUCAAUUGGAAUUGACUUAGACAAGGACAGGAAUUCGCUUUAGACUGUCAAUCCUGCCCAAUUAGCAGGAGGGUGACUUGGACCAUUUGCACUUCUAAUACUUAGUGGGCACCUGCUGAAGAGCUGUUAGAUCGCACUAAGCUCACACCUUUGAAAUUAAGCUUUGUGGGAUUGCUUAGAAGAUGCUCUUCCUUGUUUUGCAUUUGACUCUCUCUCCUAGGGAACAUGUUGCUGUGGCCCAUAUGUCACCUGCUCAUUGUCCUGGAUGAGGCAGAGCAGAGGACUGACUCCCCACUGUGGUACUUCACAUUCCCACUGCUGGAAUGUUGCAUGACAUCACUUGAAAACUGGAGUAAUACGGUGCUGAAUGAAACUACUCAGACGUUGCUGCAGCUUUCAGCACAGCUUUUCUAUCAGCAGAGAGAAGCCAAGUCACAGAUGGUUUUUACUCUGCUAUAAUUAAUAAUCAUGGUACCGUGUUAGUGUCAUCUUAGCAUAAAAAUGAAUCUAUAAAUUGCAUUCAGCAUUUUUAGAGCAUCUACACUGACUGUUUUUUGCAACAGGAGGGUGCUGCUCUGACAGUAAGUCUUUUUGAACUGCAUUUGUAAAGAAUAAUUUCAAUUUACUGUUUGUUUUCUUUAACAUUAUUUAUGAAGAGGCAUAGUUAAUUUUUUCUGUAUAUCACUUUUAAAUUGAGCCUUUACAGAGUUAGAUUACUUUUCUUAUUUUACAGCAUGAUGUGUUACAUCACUCCUGAGCUGGCCUAAACUUUGAACAGCCUGAUGCUCACAGC
Molecule: messenger RNA, 1832 nt
Organism: Neopelma chrysocephalum (saffron-crested tyrant-manakin)
Lineage: Eukaryota; Metazoa; Chordata; Aves; Passeriformes; Pipridae
Exons: 3
Coding region: 54-536 (160 amino acids)
Source: RefSeq, a predicted model, not a curated record